Otolemur garnettii (small-eared galago) is the source of this 1131-nucleotide messenger RNA. It is a transcript of the gene SEPTIN14, whose product is annotated as septin 14. The record is from RefSeq and is a predicted model, not a curated record. Gene Ontology annotation, cellular component: septin complex; microtubule cytoskeleton; septin ring. Gene Ontology annotation, biological process: cytoskeleton-dependent cytokinesis. Gene Ontology annotation, molecular function: GTP binding; molecular adaptor activity; GTPase activity. Lineage: Eukaryota; Metazoa; Chordata; Mammalia; Primates; Galagidae. The coding region runs from base 1 to 1131 and encodes 376 amino acids. The transcript is spliced from 8 exons.
AUGGCGGAAAGAAGGCGUAUGGCCACACAUAUACCUGAUGAUGAGCAAAUAAAAAAAGAAAAUAUUCGCUGUCUAACUACACUUGGCCAUUUUGGGUUUGAAUGUUUGCCCUAUCAGUUGGUGAAUAGAGCUCUCCAACAAGGAUUUUCUUUUAAUAUCCUCUGUAUAGGGGAAACUGGAAUCGGAAAAUCAACACUCAUUGACACCUUGUUUAACACAAACUUGAAAGAUAAGAAGGCCUCACAUUUUUACUCGCAUGUUGGACUUAAAAUCCAGACGUACGAACUUCAGGAACGCAAUGUUCAUUUGAAAUUGACUGUUGUGAAAACAGUGGGGUAUGGUGAUCAAUUAAACAAAGAAGGCAGCUACAAACCAAUCAUUGAGUACAUUGAUGCUCAAUUUGAGGCCUACCUUCAAGAAGAGCUGAAGAUUAAACGUUCCUUUUUUGAGUACCACGAUUCUCGAGUCCAUGUGUGCCUUUACUUCAUUUCACCGACCGGACAUUCUCUGAAGUCCCUGGAUCUGUUAACAAUGAAGAACAUUGACAGUAGGGGACUGUUACCCUUUGCUGUGGUAGGGAGUAUGGAUGAGGUGAAAGUUGGAAAAAGAGUGGUGAGAGGCCGUCACUACCCUUGGGGAGUUCUGCAAGUGGAAAAUGAAAAUCACUGUGACUUUGUUAAGCUCCGGGAUAUGCUUCUUUGCACCAAUAUGGAAAACCUGAAAGAGCAAACCCACAUUCAGCACUAUGAAUGUUAUAGGUGUUGCAAACUGCAGAAAAUGGGCUUUAAAGAUGUGGGCCCAGACAACCAGCCAGUUAGUUUUCAAGAAAUCUAUGAAGCCAAAAGACAGGAGUUCCUUGAACAAUGUCAGAAGGAAGAAGAAGAGUUGAAACAGAGAUUUAUGCAGCUAGUAAAAGAGAAAGAAACAACAUUUAAGGAAGCUGAAAAAGAGCUCCAGGACAAGUUUGAACACCUUAAAAAGGUCCAACAAGAGGAGAUCACGAAGCUCGAGGAAGAGAAGAAACAACUGGAAGAAGAACUAAUAGAUUUCCAGAGAAUGAAGGCUUCCUCUGAAACGCUGGCGACUCCGGUGUUAGUCAGUGUGAAGAAAGACAAAGAUCGUAAGAAAUAG